Messenger RNA from Carya illinoinensis, 2928 nucleotides. Its product is annotated as AP2/ERF and B3 domain-containing transcription factor At1g50680-like. Lineage: Eukaryota; Viridiplantae; Streptophyta; Magnoliopsida; Fagales; Juglandaceae. The coding region runs from base 1596 to 2636 and encodes 346 amino acids. The record is from RefSeq and is a predicted model, not a curated record. The transcript has 4 exons. Gene Ontology annotation, biological process: regulation of DNA-templated transcription. Gene Ontology annotation, molecular function: DNA-binding transcription factor activity; DNA binding.
GAUCUCUUCUGCUUUUUAUUUAUUUAUUUCCUGUUCUCUGGGUGUAACCGGCGGCAACACCGAUCAGGGACGGAAAAAGGCAAGGUUUUGCGAGGGUGUGUGUGUGUGUGGAGAGCACAAAGAGAGAAUAAUGCAAAGAAAGGUCAGAAGAAAGAGAGACUCGAGAUCUGACCUAUAGUGAUGAGCCUUCAAAUACCUUUUAGAGUGAGGAUUCGUUCGUUGGGUGAUUAUUAUUUGUCUUUUUUCUCGAUGAAAAGCAACGAAAAAUUCAAAGGAGGAACAUGGAAGAGACUGACAGAAGAGAGUGAGCACACGCUGCAAGCAAUUGUAUGAGGGGCAUACCUUUGCGAGUGCGUGCUCACUUCUCUUCUGUCAGCUUGCCAUUCAGGCCGUGUCUUCCUCUUCCUCUUCAUCUUCUUCUUAGUCUUCCCCUUCAUUCUUCUUUGUUAGCCUCUAGCUUCUCUUCCUCUGGGUGUUUCUCUUUCACCCAUAAGUCUCUUUGCAGCAGCUUCCUUUUCUUAUCAUGUUUAUCUGGAUAUUUCUAAUUCAUUCCAGUCCAGAAGCCACUCCCUCCAAUCUGUUCGAGAAAAAAGGGAAAGAAAGGUACAAAAGGCAAAAGAAAAGCCGCACCCAGAAAUGACACAUCACGCUGUAUAUUCCUACUUAUCCAUUCGCUCUCUCUUUCUCUCUCUGUGAUGUAUUACUCCAUUUAAUAUCCUUCUGUAUGCGAAGUUUAUCAGAAGUAUGCACUCCACCAUAUUUAUUUUAGCCAUUUGCUUUCUAGUUUCUACCGCCACUGAUUUGUUGUCAUUUUUUUUUUUUUUACUCAUUCCUUUCCCUAACAUCAAAUAUUUUAUUAUUAUUAUUAGUAUUAUAAUUAGUAUUAUUAUUAUUAUCAUUAUUAGUGUUGUUAAUUCUGAUUGAGCUUCAAGAGCGUGACUUUUGAUGGUACUCUUUAGUAGCGAGGACGACGGAAGUGCGAUCCGAAGGUACGCCAGGUUACUGUUCUUGCUUUAACGGAAACUCAUAUUGUAAAUCACAACAUAUUAAUGCUUCACGUUGCUAGCGUUUCUUCUUCUUCUUCUUCUUCUUCUUCUUCUUCUCGUCUCAGCUGCAGUCGAUCAUGCAAGGCAAGGCGCAUAUUUGGAUGCGGUAAAACCCUUGUAUCUUAAUCGGCCUUUGAUUUUGGGCUAUUGGAUUUCAUCUUCUCCCUGAUUCUCAUCCCCAAACGCAUGCUUCCCAUAAAAACCGCAUAAAUUUGUGUAUGAUUCAUCUGUUUGGUAAUUUUAUUUACUAUCUAAACUCAGCUGUUGACCAUCUUUUUGCCUUGGUCUAAAGAAUUUCAUACCUUUGUCGACCUAGUCGAUUCGUAGAGCCCGGGGUGUCUUUUGGAAGUGGGUCUGAGCUGACGCUGCUAAAUAUGGCAAGAAAUAUUUGUUUACGCUUCGGGGCAGAUAUGCACCUUCCUAGGACCACUAUGAGUAAAGCCUUUGAAGAGGGGAUUUUCCUUUUACGGCUCAUCAUAUUAUUAUUGCUUGGGGUUCGGUGGCAAACUGCGGCUUCUGCCUGUAGGAGGCUAAUCACUCAGAAAAGUAAUGGAUGAGGACAUGUUAAGCCUGAUAUCAAAUGACAGAGUGAAUGCAACGACAGAAGAGUCUAAUUCAAGCAGUGCGACUUAUGCACUUCCUCCAAGAAAGUGUGCAAGACGUGGUAGCAUUGUCUUUACAAAAUUCAAAGGUGUCGUGCCACAGCAAAAUGGGCACUGGGGCGCACAAAUAUAUGCUAAUCACCAAAGGAUUUGGCUGGGGACUUUCAAGUCUGAAAAGGAAGCAGCUAUGGCUUAUGAUAGUGCAGCUAUCAAGCUUCGGAGUUUGGAUUCCCAUAAAAAUUUUCCAUGGACUGACAUCACAGUUGAAGAGCCAAACUUUCAAAAUCUAUACAGUGCCGAAGCAGUCCUCAACAUGAUAAAGGAUGGUUCCUAUCGAUCCAAAUUUGAAGAAUUUCUUAGGACACGUUCACAUGCGGAAACACACGAUGGUUUGAACUUGGCUAGUCUGCAAAGCAGCGGGGGACUAAUGUGUAAGCAACUUUUUCAAAAGGAACUUACACCAAGUGAUGUGAGUAAGUUAAAUAGACUUGUCAUCCCUAGGAAAUAUGCCAUCAAGUACUUCCCACGUACUUCUGAAACUGCUGAAGAUAAUGCAGAGGGGGGCACCAUGGAAGAUAUGCUGCUGACUUUCUAUGACAGAUUGAUGAGGCCAUGGAAGUUUCGCUACUGCUAUUGGAAGAGCAGCCAGAGUUUUGUAUUUACAAGGGGUUGGAAUAGGUUUGUGAAGGAAAACCAUCUAAAGUCCAAGGACACCAUUACUUUCUAUUCGUGCGAUUGCAAAGAAGUAGCAAAAGACAAUGACUCAUUCUACAUGAUUGAUUUUACCCGGGUGGAAAACAGUGGCCCCUUGGUUGAGCAGUCUAGCCAAUAUGUUGGGAUGCAGUUAGAACCAACACUUGAAGUAAACCGUCAAGUUGACCAUUAUGUUAAGGAGAAGAAACUUGAUGAGGUAAAGGAACUGAAGCGACCCAAGGUAACACAUGACAAAAAGACAGGCUUUAGGUUAUUUGGUGUGCUUAUUAUCUGAACCUGAGUAUGGAUUUCGUAGGUUUAUUUUUCCCCUUUGUCUGUGGGAAUUAGGUCAUCACAGAUUUCUAACCAUAUCCCAUAAUAUCUCAAAACGUUUUGCUCGAGGUUUGUUUUGUGGGAAGAUUAGGUUUUAGGGUUAAAAAACUAUUCUUGAGGAGGAUGUCUGAACAGUUCAUCCUAAUAACUAUUUUUGGGCGUUUUCAUUAAUGGACAUUGUACUGAUAUAUCAAACAACUCUUUUGACAGUUAAGAGAGAUUUACAGUAAUAUAUAUAUGUGCCGUUUUGCUCU